This is a messenger RNA of Dioszegia hungarica, 681 nucleotides long. RefSeq lists its product as uncharacterized. The transcript is spliced from 3 exons. Lineage: Eukaryota; Fungi; Basidiomycota; Tremellomycetes; Tremellales; Bulleribasidiaceae. Bases 1 to 681 code for a protein of 226 amino acids. The record is from RefSeq and is a predicted model, not a curated record.
AUGUCAUUCGGCACAACCACUGCGAGCCCCACCGCUCACCAACAGCUUCUCGCCGAGAUUGAGGAAUUGAGCAAGCAUUCUUCCUUCUGCAACCGAUUGUUCCUCCCAGACCCAUUGAGCCAUCCUGUGCACGUCUACUCAGACGAGGUUCUCGGCCUCAACUCGGGCAAGCCCUGGAUCGAGGACUUGGACAAGUGGACCGAUCGAGUCGUGGAAGCACUGGUCUACCAGUCAGACACCACCGAGUGGCUCCGCGAUGACCACAAGACCCUCUUGACUGCCGGAAAUGCACUGGACCAGAUCGCCAUACUCUACCUGCUGAGCAAAUUCCGCGACACCACUACCGGUACUUCCCAAUGGAACUCGCUCGCCAGCAGCAGGGCACGGGGAGAUCUUCGCAAGAGAUUGAUGGACGGGUACGCCUCCAUCGUCGAGGCUACUACUGCCAUCGCUUCUGAGGCCGAGACGAUCCGAGGGAGCCCUUCGGGGUGGACCGAGGGCAAAGCCAGGUGCCCGAACGUGGCGGAUCUCAUGAAGGCCGAUCCUCCUUCCGCUCACGCUCAGAGAUUGAGAGAGUCGGUCAAAGCCUUGGGGACGGACCUGAAUGACUCGGUACGUGUCUUGCUCGAGCAGGGUCUGAGGGAGAAGUUCUGUGUUCGCAAGUUGCCGGUAGACUAUUGA